This is a messenger RNA of Pseudonaja textilis, 2708 nucleotides long. It is a transcript of the gene DES, whose product is annotated as desmin. Lineage: Eukaryota; Metazoa; Chordata; Lepidosauria; Squamata; Elapidae. The record is from RefSeq and is a predicted model, not a curated record. Gene Ontology annotation, biological process: skeletal muscle organ development; intermediate filament organization. Gene Ontology annotation, molecular function: structural constituent of cytoskeleton. Gene Ontology annotation, cellular component: cytoplasm; sarcolemma; cell-cell junction.
CCGGCUGUCGUCCCAACUCUGUCUUCUCACCCAGAGCAGCUGCUGCCUUCCUGCCUGUCCCACUGAGCUGCCACCAUGAGCUACUCCACCCAGAGGGUCUCCUCGUACCGCCGUACUUUUGGCGGGACAGCUGCCCCUUCCUUCCCAUCCCCUUCUUUCCCAAGGGCUUCCUUCGGCACCAAGGGUUCUUCUGCCAGCUCUGUCUCCUCUCGGGUAUACCAAGUGUCCCGUAGUGCCGCAGUGCCCACUCUUUCUAGCUUCCGCGCAAGCUACUCGGCCCCGCUGCGUUCGGCCUAUCAAGGUGCCGGCGAGGUCCUUGACUUCUCUCUAGCUGAUGCCAUGAACCAGGAAUUCCUGCAAACCCGUACGAAUGAGAAGGUAGAGCUGCAGGAACUCAAUGACCGCUUCGCCAAUUACAUUGAGAAGGUCCGUUUCCUGGAGCAGCAGAAUGCCCUCAUGGUGGCUGAAGUCAAUCGACUCAAGGGCAAGGAGCCCACACGCAUCGCUGAGAUGUAUGAGGAAGAGCUGAGGGAGCUGAGGCGCCAGGUGGAGCUGCUGACCAACCAGCGAGCGCGGGUGGAUGUGGAGAGGGACAAUCUGAUAGAUGAUCUCCAGAAGCUGAAGCAGAGGUUGCAAGAGGAGAUUCAUCUUAAAGAAGAAGCAGAAAACAACCUCGCUGCUUUCAGAGCUGAUGUUGAUGCAGCCACUCUGGCCCGUAUUGACUUAGAGAGGCGUAUCGAAUCAUUGCAGGAAGAAAUUGCUUUCCUCAAAAAAGUGCAUGAAGAAGAAAUUAGAGAAUUGCAAUCCCAGCUGCAGGAACAGCAAAUCCAGGUGGAGAUGGACGUGUCAAAGCCGGAUCUGACCGCCGCACUGCGUGACAUCCGUGCCCAGUAUGAGAACAUCGCUGCAAAGAACAUAUCAGAAGCAGAGGAAUGGUACAAGUCCAAGGUGUCUGACCUGACUCAGGCAGCAAAUAAAAACAACGAUGCCAUUCGCCAAGCCAAGCAGGAGAUGAUGGAGUACCGGCAUCAAAUCCAAUCAUUCACCUGUGAGAUUGAUGCGCUCAAGGGCACGAAUGACUCUCUGAUGAGGCAGAUGAGGGAGAUGGAGGAGCGCUUUGCCGGCGAGGCCAGCAAUUACCAGGACACAAUCCAGAGGCUUGAAGAGGAGAUCAGGCAUUUGAAGGAUGAGAUGGCACGGCACCUGCGCGAAUACCAGGACCUGCUCAAUGUCAAGAUGGCCCUUGAUGUUGAGAUUGCCACUUACCGCAAGCUGCUGGAGGGUGAAGAGAGCAGAAUUUCACUGCCCAUUCAAACUUUUUCAGCCAUCAACUUCCGAGAGACCAGCCCAGAGCAGAGGAGCUCUGAGGUCCAUACCAAAAAAACAGUGACCAUCAAAACCAUCGAGACACGUGAUGGGGAGGUGGUCAGCGAAGCCAUGCAGCAACAUAAUGAAAUGAUGUAGGUCUUGUAACUCCCAGAGCGACUUGGCCCAUCUCAACCCUCUCCUUCUCGUGUGCAAAAAACCAGGGGAUGCCGGUUCCCACACCUUCUCCCGCACACCCCUUUUGUAAGAGCAUCGCUGGAGAACCUCACCCGCUCAACUGAAUGUACAAGAAGCCUUCUGUUCCCCCAAGCCUCUCUCCUUCGGCUCCCUUUCUCCUCUUCCUUUUCUUUUCUUUUCGUUCUUUCCUUUUCCUGCCCUUUGGCAGGAGGAGGGCAGAAAGAGAGGUGCAGCUCUGUGUGUAUGUGCGUGCGUGCGUGCAUGUGCAGUGCGUGUGUAUGGGCAUGGGUUUGAGGUGAGGCUUCCUGCCCCUGUACGGGGUCUGGCCGUUGCCUGAAAAGGGAACUCUCGCCUGCCUUUACAUGGGCACACGUGCCCCGAGCCACGUACGUGUGUGCUCUGAUAAGUCAUGUGCAGCGACAACCCCAACCCGAGUGUGGGUCCCUGCCCCUUCUGGGUCCUUCUGCUGCAGCGGUAAUGAGAGCUACCUGCAGGCCGUGCGAAGACAGAGGAAAGGGGAGGACGUGUGAGCCUAGGCCAGAGAAUGAGGCUGAGUCACCUGCCCAGUCUUGCCUCCGGGACCAAAGCCACAGGGUUGCCCCUACCCUCAAGGGAGCAGGACUCCUUUCUGCUUGUGGGUGGGUGAUGCUUGCAUCUCUAAGCUCGGCGAUUGCCCCUGUCCCUUUUGCUAUGCUACUGAAGCUCUGUUGGGCAAGGUUUUCCCCCUGCCCGUCUUGGGGGUUUCCUACAAGUGUAGGCUAGGGUGCUAGGGAAAUUAGGAUCUCUAAAGGAGAAAGUGAACGAGGCCUCUUAGAGUAGAAGAUUUGGGCCCAGAAGGGGACGGGACCUCCCACAUUCCUGCUGCGAAGUGAAGCUCCUGAUUUGGGAGGUGGGAUAGAAAGGCCACCAGGGACAGGAACAAGAUGCCAGGGGGCAGCACAUCCCCUAGGGCAAGCUUCUCUGCCUGGGGGAUGAUCCCUUUUUGCCGCGUCCCAAAUCCGUCCCGCAGGGACUGCCGAAAGGCCUGCAAAAGAUGGUGUAGAAGAGAAGAGGAAGGGACUGAUGGAGAGCGCGAGCGAAGAACAGAUUGUAACUGUGCAUGAAUGGAGAGAGAGGACAUGGAGAGAAAGUGAAUACUCCUAGCCCUACACUCCCCCCCCCUCCCCAACACGUACUGGUCCUGCAAAGAGAUAAAUAAACUAUGC